Molecule: messenger RNA, 1629 nt
Organism: Cygnus olor (mute swan)
Lineage: Eukaryota; Metazoa; Chordata; Aves; Anseriformes; Anatidae
Gene: RPE
Product: ribulose-5-phosphate-3-epimerase
Exons: 6
Coding region: 715-1197 (160 amino acids)
Biological process (GO): pentose-phosphate shunt; carbohydrate metabolic process; pentose-phosphate shunt, non-oxidative branch
Cellular component (GO): cytosol
Molecular function (GO): metal ion binding; D-ribulose-phosphate 3-epimerase activity
Source: RefSeq, a predicted model, not a curated record
GAAGGGAGAAUCUACGGUAAUGAAAAGUGGAUAACCUCACCGUGGUACUCCGCUCUAACGCUGAGAAAAUAACUGUGAUUUACUUCAUUUAAUUCAGCGUAUGUGAUAAAUGUUGCCAUUAAGGUCUCCCACUGUCACCGGUGAAUUCACAGUAGUAAGCCAUAGCAAGGACUGAAAUGCCUCUUUUUAAUGUUCUACCCUGUUAGAAAACAGUGCAGCCUAUAAAUGAUGUAAUCUGUAAUUCAGUUUUAUUAUUCAGGUGGCCUGGCGGAUGGCUUUGAUUUCGUUAGGUGGUUGUGGAGAGAUGGAGCAGGCGGGCAGACGGCCGGUCUGUUUCCUCGUGUCGUACUGUCAUCGGUUGCACUCAGCGCUGUGCCAUGAGGUGCACACACCUGUACUGAGCUGGUUUUGUGCUUUCUUGUCUGUAACAGAACUGGUGUAUCUCUGUGAAGACAAAAGAUGCUGCUUAAUUAGUGUUAGAGGCCUUAAGUGCAUGUCGUGUUCAACCAGCGUCCGGGCUGUACGAGUCGUGUCAGUGUUUCAGCCAGUCCCGUUGCCUCAGCAUUUUACGCAGACGUUGUUAUUUCGCCGACUAAAUACAGAGGAGCCUGGCGGCAAAGGGCCGGAGCUGUGCACUUCGUGCCCAACAUCACCUUCGGGCACCCCGUGGUGGAGAGCCUGCGCCGCCGGCUGGGCCAGGAGCCCUUCUUCGAUAUGCACAUGAUGGUGGCCAGGCCGGAGCAGUGGGUGAAGCCGAUGGCCGUCGCCGGCGCCAACCAGUACACCUUCCACCUGGAGGCCACGGACAACCCCGGGGCGCUCAUCAAGGACAUCCGGGAGAACGGCAUGAAGGUGGGCUUGGCUAUCAAACCCGGCACGACGGUCGAACACUUGGCACCCUGGGCCAACCAGAUAGACAUGGCGCUGGUGAUGACAGUGGAACCGGGAUUUGGAGGGCAGAAAUUUAUGGAAGACAUGAUGCCAAAGGUUCAGUGGCUGAGGACGCAGUUUCCAUCACUGGAUAUUGAAGUGGAUGGAGGAGUUGGGCCUGACACCAUCCACAAGUGUGCAGAGGCAGGUGCGAAUAUGAUUGUAUCUGGCAGUGCUAUUAUGAGGAGCGCAGAUCCAAGAUCUGUGAUCAAUCUUCUAAGGAAUGUGUGUUCAGAAGCUGCUCAAAAGCGGUGUCUGGAUCGAUGAGACCUACUCGAACAGUGUUCAAGAAGGCUCUGUGCUUGCAGGAGAACCUUUGUUUUUCAUGCGUAAGGGAGGGCUGGAUGAACAUUAAUUACGGAAAUUUGUUGCUGCUGAACAGAGGAAUCAUUCCUUCACUGCAAUGAAGCAAGCAGCAGUGAAAAACAUUCUGGCUGUCUUUCAGGGUUGGAAAUGCAAUGGUUUGAACCUAUUUCUUGAUUCUGUGGAGGCUAAUUUUAUGCACCAACCUUUAAUGCUGAGUGGAUUGAACUAAAAUUCAGUCAGUUUUUGCUUGCUAGAAGAGUGUAGCAUCACCACAUGCAAUCUCUCUUGUGGAAGACUCUAAUGAACCUGCCUUCUGCUGUCUGUAUUUUGUCACUUGAUCUGUGCAUUCCUACAAAACUUUUCCAAUGUCUGCAUUAAACACACUUCUUCUGG